AUGGACGAAACGCCAAAGCCGAAGCAAGCAGCGUGUCUGGUUUGUCGUCGCAGCAAGGUCAAAUGCGACUGGGCGCCCCCAAGUGGCCGCUGCAAGAGCAAGAGAGUUGGUCUCGACAAGGCGUUAUUUCAGGUCCAAGAGGCUGUCAAACGAGCAAGAAUAGGCCAGCAGCAGAGCGCCGCGGAUGACAAAGUCCUGACGCAGAUAAGGGCCCUCGUGGGCAGUCUCGACGGCAACGAGUGGCCGUCCAGACAAACGUCCAAUCGUCAAGUGAGCGGAGAGGCCGAGGAUUCGUCCGGCGAAUAUGAAGAAGACGUGGCCGACCGCACGUCCACGUCAGAUUUUGCUCGGCGGACAGAGGAGAGCCUCGCUGUGGACGAUGCCGAGAAUCCGCUGCAACUGUUGGCUCGCGCAUCCUAUUUUCAACCAUGUCGAGACGUUCAGAGCCGUACUUGGACACAGAAUAUGCGGAGGAAAGGCGCACUUCCAGGCGGAAGUCCCGAGGCCGCGAGCCUCGAGGGCUUCUUUUCGGGGGCCAAGGUGAACCUCGAUGUCGGUGACGACAUCGAUCCGAUUGAGCUGGGGUUGAUCACCGAGGAAGAGGCCGAUUCUCUAUUUGCAUACUUUCACGCAAACCUCUCCCAUACGAGAUGGGGGUUUGAUCCCAGGCUGUACACGGUGGCUUACACCCGGUCAAGAUCCGCCUUUCUCUGCACGUCCAUCCUUGCAGCGUCAGCGUUGUUCAUUCCCACAGCCUCUGCAUUGUCAAAACGCCUGUCGAAUCAUGUCACUACUUUGGCACACAGAGUCAUGAUGCGGAGACACAAAUCGCUCGAAAUUGUUUUGGCAUUCAUGGUCAAUAUCCCGUGGAUGUUUCCAGGACAGCACAGCACCGACGACGAGGCCUGUGUCUACAUAUCCAUGGCUACUAGCAUUGCCAUAGACCUGUCUCUACACAAAGUUAUAGUCCCGACGGAAGACCUGCAGGAUUCAAAAUUAGCUCUCGCAAGAGGCGAAUGCUUAGAUACUCGUACAGCACUAGCAAUGGAUGGAUAUCCAGACCUUGAUGCAGGGACAGACAAGGCAAAACUUUUGCUGCGAAACAGGGAGCGCUGUUGGAUAUCUCUAUUUGUCCUAGAACGGGGAAUGUCACUGGCUCGUGGGCGUCCAUCCGUGCUGCCUGUCACUAGACUGAUCGAAGAUUGCGAUAGUUGGCAUCGAUCAGCGGUUGGAGACCCUCAAGACGGCCAUUUGGUGUCAAUGGCUGUGCUACGGCGAGACUUGGACGGUCUCUUCGCCACAGUGCGGUCUCUCUGUGACGGGUCGCAGAACCCAGUCAGCGACGGAUCCUUGAUUGCUCAAUCAAUCCAAAGCUCCAUAGAACGGUUCUUUGAUCAGUGGUACACAGAAUGGGGUGUGUCGAUUGGCAUUGGACCUCAGCGCCGGCUACCUCCAUACGUCGAUAUCCUUGUCACACAUACUCGACUGUCUACCUAUGGCGGCGUUAUCAACCACCCUACAGCUCCUGUCGAAGUCAGGCAAUUCUUCCGCACGGCCGGUCUCUCCUCAGCCUUGAACGUGAUGAGAGCAGCCAUUCAAGGCGAAGGCCAGCUACACUCCAUGCCCAACAACACAGCCAUCAUGAUCUCUUUUGCUGCUUGUUUUGCACUAACCCUCAGCGCUUAUACUUCUGGGGACUCCACCCUGGCACCGAGCAUUCGGAAACUCAUUGACGAGGCCGCCGGUGUUCUGGAAAGGAUUGGGACCAUUACGCAACAUCGAAACGGGCUGUCGGCAUUAUACGCAAGAUAUCUGAGGCAGAUUGUGCGCAAAGCAGCGAAACAAACAGUUGCUAAUUCAUCUGCGCCACCGCCACCGAAUGCGAGUACCCCGACAGCCCCUGAACUACAGCCCUUGGACGCAUCAGUCGCCAUAUCAAACAGCAACAGGUUCUUGAGCGAGCGAUUGACAUGGCCCGAGCCUCUGCAGUUCUCCGCAAUGUCGGACGAUCAAAUUGCACACGUACUCAACCAACCGGGCAACGAGUUUGAGGCUUCAUUUGGUGGGCUUUCCCGGGAAGACAUGAGCAAUUUCGACUGGCUCUACUGGCCAGAAUUCGUGGGCUAG
This is a messenger RNA of Metarhizium album ARSEF 1941, 2127 nucleotides long. RefSeq lists its product as uncharacterized. Gene Ontology annotation, biological process: DNA-templated transcription; regulation of DNA-templated transcription. The transcript is spliced from 7 exons. Gene Ontology annotation, cellular component: nucleus. The record is from RefSeq and is a predicted model, not a curated record. Lineage: Eukaryota; Fungi; Ascomycota; Sordariomycetes; Hypocreales; Clavicipitaceae. The coding region runs from base 1 to 2127 and encodes 708 amino acids. Gene Ontology annotation, molecular function: zinc ion binding; DNA-binding transcription factor activity, RNA polymerase II-specific; transcription cis-regulatory region binding.